UCAGGAAGAUGGAUAAAGGAAGUUAAAUGACUUGCCAUGACUUAGCCGUCUUACAAAUACAUGCAGGUUAUUAUUCUCUCUCUCUCUCUCUCUCUGUGUGUGGUGGGUCGUGUAAAUUAUCAUUAUGAUGGGGUUUGAAGUCUUUGUUUUUUCGCAGCAAAUUGUGUAACGUUCAGAAUUAUGUAUGUGCCCAUACAAUUACAAAAUUGUUAUUAAUUUCAAGUUUGUAGUCUACCCAACCCCAUAGUUUCAAUUGCCUUUUCAAAAUUGCAAAAUAUGUCUAUAUAAAUAUGAUGGCAAUUCCGUCUUAUUUCGAAUGUUGUUAAUUAUUUUAUUCAUAAUCAUUCAAUAAUAACUUCAAAGGUCUGCUAAUCAAUUCAUGCAAUCUAGAAACCCAUAAAAAGUAUUAUUAAAUAAAAUUUCUCCAAAACCAAAAAGUAUCCCAACUCCUCCUCCUCAAAGUCAUACUCCAAUUAAAACAAGAUCAACUAUGACUGCUACUACUGUUUUUGUAUCUGGUGCUACCGGAUACAUUGCCCAAACUACCGUUGUUCAAUUACUUGAAAAGGGUUAUAAAGUCGUUGGUUCUGUUAGAUCCACUGAAAAGGGUGAACAAUUAGCCAAAAAUCUUAAUAACAAGAACUUCUCUUAUGAAAUUGUUAAAGUUCUUGAAGUUGAAGGUGCUUUUGAUCAAGCUUUAAAGAAUCAUCCUGAAACUACUGUCUUCUUACAUACUGCUUCUCCAUUUACUUUCGAUGUGAAAGAUCCUGAAAAGGAACUUUUAAUCCCUGCUAUUGAUGGUACAAAAAAUGUUUUAGCUUCUAUUAAGAAGGUUGCUCCUCAAAUUAAGAAAGUUAUUUUAACCAGUUCUAUCUUUGGUGCUGCUCAUUUCCCUCAAAUCUCUGAUCCAAACUUCGAUGGUGGUGAAAAUACUUGGAAUCCAAUUACUUAUGAAGAAUCAAAACAAAAUGCUUUUAAUGCUUAUUCUGGUUCUAAAUAUUUUGCUGAAAAGGCUGCUUGGGAUUUCGUUGAGAAGGAAAAACCAAACUUCACUCUUGCUGCCAUCUUACCUGUUUACGUUUUUGGUCCUCAAGCUUUUGAAUCUGGUCUUGAGAGUUUAAAUACUAGUGCUCAAAUUCCAGCUCAAGUUUUAUCUUUAACUCCAGAAAGUGCUCUUCCAGAUUCUGCCGGUGCUUAUAUUGAUGUUAGAGAUGUUGCUAAAGCUCAUAUCCUUGCUUUUGAAAAAGAAGAAGCUGCUGGUAAGAGAUUCCUCUUAGCUGCUAAGAGAUUCGAUUUCCAAUUAAUCCUUGAUGUCGUUAGAGAAAAUUUCCCUGACUUAGCUGAUAAACUCCCAGUUGGUACUCCAGGUUCAACUGAUUUCUCAGCUUGGAAAAAUCUUAAUGCUAACAACACUUACAAUAUCUUAAACUUUGAAUUCGUUCCUUAUGAUAAGACUAUUGUUGAUUCAAUUAAACAACUUAAAGAAUACAAUGCUAAGAAAUAAGUAUCUGUAUCUCUUGCUUGAAUUUUUAUAUAGGUUUGUUUUUUAUAGCUUUAGUUGCGAAAUGCUUCUUUAAAUAUUUUGAUUAACUUCAAAUAUAUACUUUGUUUCCUAAUUUUCUACUUUGACUAUUUGUAAAAGACAAACUCCCCUCGAAAUCAUUAGUCAAUCAUCAUACCUUCUAGUUUCUCU
Scheffersomyces coipomensis is the source of this 1693-nucleotide messenger RNA. Its product is annotated as SDR family oxidoreductase. The coding region runs from base 491 to 1504 and encodes 337 amino acids. Lineage: Eukaryota; Fungi; Ascomycota; Pichiomycetes; Serinales; Debaryomycetaceae. The transcript has a single exon. Gene Ontology annotation, biological process: steroid biosynthetic process. The record is from RefSeq and is a predicted model, not a curated record. Gene Ontology annotation, molecular function: 3-beta-hydroxy-Delta5-steroid dehydrogenase (NAD+) activity.